ACCUUCACGAACCCUAAACAUGGCAUCACUUUGUCGGACCCUAGUUUCUGAUGGAGGGUAGGACAUUGUAAAAUGUAGCAGCGUUGGGUUGACCCUUCUUUCACGCUGAUUCCACGAAUACGCAUUUUCAUGCUUUUGAUAUAUUUAAUAAGGAGACGUCAAAGGAUUUUGUUUUCUCCCAAUGACUUUACCAUUCUCUGAGAGUGUUGACCCAUCAACUAUUGACAGUAAGAAGAAGAUUGGCACUCAUGAAUAGUAAUAGAAACUGCAUAAGACUGCAAUCUUUUCACAGGAGUAAUAUCUUGGAUUUCAAAAGCGGAGAAUUGGUCCUGAGCACGUCCGAAAAUUGGCUCAAAGAGUACUUGGAAAAGGCUAAAAAAGAAUUUGAUGAGCGUUUUAAAGCCAACCCCUCGUACAAUGAGUCCAUACGGAACUUUACUCUGAUCAGAACGUUGGGGUCCGGGUCGUUUGGACGAGUCAUGCUGGCCCAACACAACAGCGACUCGUCCGGCAAGUGCUUCGCCAUUAAAAUUCUUAACAAAGAGAAGGUUGUUCGGACUAAACAGGUUGAUCACACAAUCAAUGAGAAGCGACUGCUGGGCAGUGUCGGAAAUUUUCCGUUUAUCAUACGACUUGUGAUGGCAUUUAAAGACACGACGAAUCUCUACAUGGUGAUGGAAUUCUCCCCGGGAGGGGAGCUUUUCCGGUUGAUCAGGUUAUGUACCAUUUGACCAUAAGACACCUAUCAAGCUGUAUGAAAUGAUCGUAGAGUGUAACGUCAAUUAUCCCAGCCAUUUCAAGCCGCAGCUCUCAAACCUCUUGUCCAAGCUCAUUCAGAUAGACGUCACUAAACGAUAUGGCAAUCUCAAAGAGGGCGCCUUUGACAUAAUCAACCACCUCUGGUACAAGGAUGUUGACUUUCGGAAAAUAAUAACCAAGGCCUACCAAGCACCAUGGAUUCCACAUCUUAAAAAUGAAACCGAUACCUCAAAUUUUGAGCGCAGUAAAGAAGAAAGCAUUUCUAUUUUGAAGACUGAUAAAUACGUUGAAGAAUUCAUUGAUUUCUAAAAUCUUUCGGAUCACUCUACCAGGAAAUAACACCCAAAGUGAAACAGCAACUUGUAGCGUUUGUUUUAAAAAGAUGGAAUGUCGUAUCCACUGAAACAAACUAUAUAGAUGGGUUCUGAAUAAAAAUUAACAUUUAGUAAAGCUUUAUUGGCCAGUUGGGCUCAAGUUUUACUAAAAACAAUUGUCUCAAGCAGCUGGUUUGCUGGUCUCUACAAUGUAGCGUUUUCUAAGAACCAAUCAGACUAAACUAGACAGUAUUUAAUUCAAAUAUGUAAACUAUUGGUUGCAAGAAGUUAAAAUUAUUCUGUUUAGAUUAUACUUUUCAAAUAUUUUUGAAUGAAAAUAUAUUUGUGUUUAAAUGCGACAGGCUUAAGAAAUUAGAAGAGAGGCAGUAAUUAGUUGAUUAGACCCUGACUGGUCCAGUCCAUCAUAUUGCUCAUGUUUAGGUUCUCUAUAAUUCAUGUUUCAACAAGAAACAAAUGUUUGUGUUCAACAUCUUAUGCAGCUAUUUUUAACCCUUCAUUACACUGAUUAAAUCACUUUCAAUCAAUAACAGAAUUACCUGUAACAUUAGGAUAAUUUUUAUUUUUUUAAUAAAUCCUCAAAACAAUAAAAAAAAAUAAGUAUUGAAGGAAGAGAAGCUUUUAAUGAAUAUUUGAUUUAAAUGAUCCUCGUCAUGACCAUAAUAAUGCUUUGUUUGCUCUGGGUGUGAAAGCGGUUUGAAAUGUCUUGAAUGGCUGGAUGUCUGGCACACAACUAGAAGGUGAUCUGGGACUAAUUUAUAUGACAGGAAACCUGGAUGUACUUUCAACACGAUUAGUUGGUUUUUUUUUUUUUUACAUUUCUCAAGCCAAUGUUGUAGAUGUUUUUAUACAUUUAUUUUUCAUAAUAAUAAAGUCUUUUAUUUUGAUGCCUUCUGA
Messenger RNA from Physella acuta, 1988 nucleotides. RefSeq names its product spermatozoon-associated protein kinase-like. Gene Ontology annotation, biological process: protein phosphorylation. Gene Ontology annotation, cellular component: cAMP-dependent protein kinase complex; nucleus; cytosol. Lineage: Eukaryota; Metazoa; Mollusca; Gastropoda; Physidae. The record is from RefSeq and is a predicted model, not a curated record. Gene Ontology annotation, molecular function: cAMP-dependent protein kinase activity; ATP binding.